This is a messenger RNA of Didymella exigua CBS 183.55, 273 nucleotides long. RefSeq lists its product as uncharacterized. The record is from RefSeq and is a predicted model, not a curated record. Lineage: Eukaryota; Fungi; Ascomycota; Dothideomycetes; Pleosporales; Didymellaceae. Gene Ontology annotation, molecular function: structural constituent of ribosome; RNA binding. The annotation marks the transcript as partial. The transcript has 3 exons. Gene Ontology annotation, biological process: translation. Gene Ontology annotation, cellular component: cytosolic large ribosomal subunit; ribosome.
AAGGGUACCUCCAGUUUCGGAAAGCGUCACAACAAGACGCACACGCUGUGCAGGCGUUGCGGUCGUCGCUCCCUCCACAUCCAGAAGCACACCUGCUCCUCUUGCGGCUACCCUGCUGCUAAGACCAGGAAGUUCAACUGGGGCGAGAAGGCCAAGCGCAGGAAGACCACUGGUUCUGGCCGCAUGCGCUACCUCAAGACCGUCAACCGCAAGUUCUCCAACGGUUUCCGCACUGGCACCGCUCCCGGCGCCAAGGGUCCCAAGACCGCCUAA